AUGCCCAGCUUUAGAACCGAAGCUAGCGAACCAUUCGAAGUCACCGGCGUCGACUACGCCGGCCCGUUAAAAUACAAGAUCAGUAAGAGGGAAGAAGGAAAGUGCUACGUACUAAUCUUCACGUGUGCGGCGUCUCGAGCGAUCCACCUGGAACUAACCAAAAGCCAAGAAGCCGAGGAAUUCCAACGAAAGCUCAACCAAUUCAUCGCUCGGAGAGGAAGACCACGGUUGCUGAUAUCUGACAAUGCAGCGACAUUCAAAACGACAGCGAAACUAAUUAAAGCCAUUCGAAAGAGUGAGAAAUUGCACGACUUCCUAGCAGCACAAGGUAUACACUGGAGAUUCAACCUCGCUAAAUCCCCUUGGUGGGGAGGUAUCUAUGAAAGGUUGAUACGGGAAAUAAAGAAGACCCUUUAUAAGACUCUUGGACGAACGCACCUUUCAUUCGAGAAUUUGGAAAUGGUCCUCAUGGACAUAGAAAUUAAUAUGAACAAUUGUCCAUUAACUUAUGUCGAAAGCGAAAGUGGGGAGGAAGAAGUACUAACGCCAAAUGUUCUCAUUCGAGGGAAAAACACUUAUCUCAUGAAUGACGUAGAGAAUGACGAUGAUGAGCUUACGAAGAUGCAAAGGAGAAUCGCCAAGGCAAAGAACAAUGCUUGGAAAAGAUGGCAACGAGAGUACAUACACAGUUUAAUGGAAAGUCAAAGAGUAAACGGAAAACCAGUUAACGCGCCAGAAGUCGGAGAAGUAGUUUUAGUCGUGGGAGAAGAAAAGAACAGAAGCGAAUGGAAGAAAGGAAGGGUAGUGCGACAAGUCAAAGGAAAGGACGGAGUAGUACGAGGUGUAGUGCUUUUACACAAAGGACAUACUAUCGAACGACCGUUACAGUUGGUGUGUCCACUCGAAAUUCGUCGCACAACGAAAAUAGAACAAAGGAAGAACGAGAACAAGCAGCCGGUUGAAAAGGAAAAGCAGAAACGGGGAGCAGCUAUUGAAGCAAGAAAGAAAAUACGCAAACUGGCAGAAACCGAGGAUGCAGACUGA
Molecule: messenger RNA, 1044 nt
Organism: Dendronephthya gigantea
Lineage: Eukaryota; Metazoa; Cnidaria; Anthozoa; Malacalcyonacea; Nephtheidae
Exons: 1
Coding region: 1-1044 (347 amino acids)
Biological process (GO): DNA integration
Molecular function (GO): nucleic acid binding
Source: RefSeq, a predicted model, not a curated record